AUGGCUGGCGUAGCUGCUGCUGGACCAGGACCACCAACACCAACCGUCCAACCCUACACGCUGCGGAAAGAGCCGGCGCCAAAAGAAGCCCGUGAAACCAAAAGCGAUCCCGAUCCGCAGGCGCCGCUAGGAAAUCCAGCUCCAACCAGAAAUUCACGUGCAGCAGAGUCAAAAGCUAUGGGGGGUUCUUCCGGCGAGCACUAUUCAAAUCACACACUUCGAGGGCACGAUGACCAGGCAACACAGACAAUGGAGUCCAAGCAAGAAAAACCAGAAGUCCAGAACGAUGUGUCCAUGUCCUUUCAGCACUGCAAAUGUGGAAGUAACAAGGAGAAUUGCAAUAGCAGAUUAGCAGCUCCAGAUUUUGAUGGCACAGUUGUUCAGCUUCAGCAUGAAAGGAGAGGAGUAGCGCACCCCUGCAUCUGGGCACAGCCGCACAGGUGA
This is a messenger RNA of Miscanthus lutarioriparius, 444 nucleotides long. Lineage: Eukaryota; Viridiplantae; Streptophyta; Magnoliopsida; Poales; Poaceae. The record is from the annotation of a GenBank genome assembly.